Molecule: messenger RNA, 3083 nt
Organism: Gossypium arboreum
Lineage: Eukaryota; Viridiplantae; Streptophyta; Magnoliopsida; Malvales; Malvaceae
Product: disease resistance protein RPV1-like
Exons: 6
Coding region: 163-2925 (920 amino acids)
Biological process (GO): signal transduction; defense response
Molecular function (GO): ADP binding
Source: RefSeq, a predicted model, not a curated record
UAGUUUUAGGUCCCACACGCUUUAGCAGUUGAUGUACUGUGUAAAGUCGUAGUAUGGCUAUGAGUUUCUAAGAAACAACCAAAUCUAUGAGUCAUUAUCUUAAAACACAAUAGCUUUACUCAUAAUCCAAUUAUCUUUCAUCAAAUCCAGUGAAACAUCAAUAUGCUUGCUUCAAGAUCUUCUUUUUCUUCUUCUUCUGCUGCUGCUGCUGAUAUGAUCAAAGCAAGGACAUACGAUGUUUUUAUUAGCUUCAGAGGCGAGGAUACUCGUGAUGGUUUCUUAAGUCAUCUGUAUAAAGAUUUGUGUCGAAAGAAUAUCGACACUUUUGUCGACAGCGAGAAGCUUCGAAGAGGAGAUGAAAUUUCAGAGGCACUGUUGACGGCCAUUCAAGGAUCCAGGGUUUCAGUCAUUGUUUUCUCCAAAGACUACGCUUCUUCCAAAUGGUGCUUGGCUGAGCUGGUGAAGAUCAUGGACUGCAACAAAUGGAUUGUUCCUGUAUUUUACGGUGUAGACCCAAGAGAUGUACGGAACCAAAGAGGGAGUUUUGCAGAAGCAUUUGCAAAGCAUGAAGAAAAUUUCAAGCAUGAGCUUGAAAAGGUGAAAACCUGGAGAAGUGCUUUGACUGCUGCUGGCAAAUUAUCCGGUUGGGAUUCACAAGUCACUCGGCCUGACUCAACUCUGGUAGAUAAAAUUGUCGAAGAUAUAGUGAAGAAAUUGAAUUGUGGAACCUCAAGCCCUAAUUUAAAGGGUUUAGUUGGAAUUGAAAGGCGGAUGCAGGAAGUUUUGUCAUUAUUUCAAGACGGAUUCCCAGAUUUUCGAAUGCUAGGCAUUUGGGGUAUGGGAGGUAUAGGCAAAACUACACUUGCCGACGCCAUUUAUCACCAUGUUUCAAAUGGUUUCCAAAGCUGCUGCUUUCUUGCAAACGUGAGAGAACAUGAUGAACAAAGAAAAUUAUUAAAAUUGCGUCAGAAACUUCUUUCAAACAUAUUAGGAGAUGAAAAGUUAGAUAUCUCGACGCUCACAAUUGGAUCAGGCUUUCUUAAGGACAGGCUUUCCAAGAAGAAGGUUCUGAUAGUUUGUGAUGAUGUGUCAACAUUAAGCCAGCUCGAGUUUUUAAUCGGAGGAGUCGAUUGGUUCGGCCCGGGAAGUCGAGUCAUUGUUACAACUAGGGAUAAACAAGUGCUUAUCCAGUUUGACAUUUAUCCAGAUUGCAUUUAUGAAGUGGAGGAAUUAGAUGGAGAUGAAUCUGUUGAGCUCUUUUGUCAACGUGCCUUCAAAAGCAGUCAUCCUAUAGAAUAUCAGUUGGAGCUAUCAAAGAUGAUUUUAAGUGUUGCUAAUGGAAACCCUUUAGCUAUUAGACUCAUCGGAUCCUCUCUUCGUGGCAAGUCCCAAAGCUACCAGGAAAGUGAAGUAAAGAAACUAAAGCAAGUUCCUAAGCAGGACAUUCAGAAUGUGUUAAAAUGGAGUUUUGAUGCACUAGAUUGUGAAGAGAAAGAAAUGUUUCUUGACAUUGCUUGUUUCUUUAAAGGAAAGGAUCGAGACCAUGUAACAAGGUUUAUGGAUGCCUGUUAUGUCUCUGCACAUUCGGGAAUUGAGAACCUCAUUGAUAAAUCUCUUAUAUUUGUUUCAAAAAAUCAUAUAGCAAUGCAUGAUUUAUUGCAACAGAUGGGUUGGAAUACCGUACGCAAUGAAUCACCUUUCAAGCCUAAAAAACGCAGUAGGCUGUGGAUUCCUGAGGACAGCUAUAAUGUGCUAUCAGAAAACAAUGGAACAGAAACGCUCACAGGCAUUGUACUUGAUAUGUCCACACUUCCAAAGUUGGAAUUGGAUCCGGCAGCCUUGAUGAAGAUGCGAAAGCUUAGAUUUCUCAAUUUCUAUAAUUCCUGUGGAAGAAUCUUACUUUUUAAAGGGCUUUUAUCAUUUCCUGAGGAGCUAAGGUACCUUUACUGGGAGGGAUACCCAUUGAGAUCUUUGCCCACCAAGUUUGAUCUAAGGUACCUAGUUGAACUUGACAUGAGUCGGAGCCAUCUCGAACAACUCUGGGAGGGAAAACAGGAUAUAGAUGCAGCUGAGGCCCCUUCAUUGAUGUUGAUGUUCACCAACUGCUUCAAACUGGGUGAGAAAAGUAUGGGGAAAGAUAUAGAUGUAGGUGACAGCACUUCAGUAGAGGAAGUCUCAAGCAUUGAGAAGGUUUUGAAGCAAGCAGCGUUUUGUAAAUCCUUGGGUUGGCUAUUUACGAACUGCUUCCUACUGGAUCAGAAAGCUGCAAGCGGUCCUGAAACACCAAAGUUGGAGAUGCCAUUUGAGCAUAUGGUCACUGUACUAAAAGAUUAUCAUCAGGGACCCCCAGAAAGCAAAAGAAGAAUUAAGAUUCUUACAUGCGUCCCUGGAAGUGAAAUUCCGGAAUGGUUUGAUUUCAAAAGCUUAGGAUCUUCCAUAAACAUCCAAUUGCCUUCAGAGUGGUGGUCUAAUAAUUUCGUUGCUUCCGUUGUUGUUUCAUUCCCUGACUCUUCUUUUAUUGACAUUGGAUGUGAAUGUCAUCUAAAAUCCUGUAAUGGCGACAAUCAUGUCCUUAGCUGUUCUUUCUCCUCUUUCUCCUUGAAUUUUGAAAACCAAUUGUCAGAUCACUUGUUCCUCUUAUAUGGUGGUGAAGUUUGGGAGUUUGCUAAAAGUAAGGCAUCAAACAAGCGUUUUUACAAUCAAGCUUCCUUUAAUUUCUACCUUCGUUGGAUUGGUUCCUCAGAAUACGAGGCAUCAAACAAGCGUAUGUAUAAUGGGGCCUGGUUUAAAUUCUACCCUCUAGUUUUCAAUGGGGAUUGGUCUCAGAGCGUUUGUUGUGAGGUAAAGCAUUACGGAGUUCAUAUAUCAUUUGCAGAGGAGGAGGCAGAGGUGCAACCAUAUAAAAGAUUCAAGUAUCAAAGCUGAAUCCUGCUUCUAGCUCAGAUUGUUAUUUGGCUUAAUGGACUCUUUAUCAUAUUUAAACUUUUUUUAUUUUUUGAUAACAUAAAUUUUUUAUUUUUAAGAUUUAAUUGUUAUUUGAAUUUGGAUUCCAUCUCAUAUUAGUUAACUUUAUUUUAUCUAAA